This is a messenger RNA of Aspergillus tubingensis, 2190 nucleotides long. RefSeq lists its product as uncharacterized. The transcript has a single exon. Lineage: Eukaryota; Fungi; Ascomycota; Eurotiomycetes; Eurotiales; Aspergillaceae. Bases 1 to 2190 code for a protein of 729 amino acids. The record is from RefSeq and is a predicted model, not a curated record.
AUGCAAGGUCUUUGGUCCCGCGCCGCUCCGGCGCAAUCCACCUGCCGCUGCGUCUCUUGCUUAAGUACCGUUUCCAAUGGGGUGGCCUCGAGAGGUACUUCGGCUGCCAGCAAGAAACGCCUCCGGCUCGGAAACUCGGUAACAGCACUAUACACCAGCAUCUUCGCCGCCGCUGCUUUGGCAGACGCCCAGGCCAAGGGCCAGCGCCGUCACGAAUGGGAGGAAAAGAUCGCGGCAGUCAAGGAAGAGGUCAUUGAGCUGGUGGAUGAGGAACAGCGUCUGGUGGAGGCUCUUAUGUCGCGUCGGAAGCAGGGAUUUCUCAAUGGAACGUUACAGACCAGACAGUUCAGCACAGCGACUCGCCCGGCACCUAUGAGAUACCAAUGGCCCAGAAGGAACGCACCGUUUGCAUCCUUCCACUCAACGACUGCCUUUGCGAAUGAGAGGGAUAAUCAGAUAAUUCGUGAUCUGGUCGCGGAGAGCGAGGAUCCGCUGGCGGAGGACGCGAAUGAGGACUAUGGCCUUUCGCUGGAGGAUGACGAUACGCCCACAUGGCUUACUGGGGAUGUGGUUCGCCAGAAGGUCAUCCGGAAGCUUGCGCUCAAGCAGCUAGCCAUUAGACUUUUGUUGCGGCCGGCAAUUGCUCACAGCUAUCAGGGGGUUCAGAUGAACUACAGUGCCGACUUCUCAAUACCCCAAUUGAGAGUGCCGCAGUUGCUAGCGGAACUGAACAGCCUUCGGCGCAGAAUGCGUCAAGUGAAGGGCUCGGAGAAGGCUAACAUUGAUGAUUUAGCCAAGGACCUUCGUGUGCACUCGAUACGACAGAUGACGGAAGAGCGGAAUCGACUCGAUCGGGACGUCCAGCGUGAUACCGAAAUCUAUAUGCGGAAUGAGAUGCCCUUGCAGGAACUACUCCUCCGGCUAGCCAACAACCUGAUGCAGUGCACGGAUCCGGACCGGCCAGAAGUCAUAAAGAAGAUGAUUCUUGCGUUCACCAAGACCCGUCAGAACGAUAUCUGUGAUUUGAUCUUGAAGACCAUCCUUCCACAUAAGUUCCCGCUCAGCGCCUCUCUUAUCCUCACGAUCCUUACGUUCUUCCGGAAGUCAAAGAAUCUUAUGGGAUUCGACAUAUUCCUGGAGAUGUUGAACGGACACGGCUAUCCAGUAGACAUGAACGGCUUGGGUCUGUAUCAGCGCCAAGUGGUCAAUGGAGUUGAGAUUAUCGUCCCACCAGUGGAUUCGGCGAACCCUGUCAUCUACGCCACCCUUAUUGUGUCUUGCCUGCGCUUCGAUCAGCCGGAUCGCGCCGAUGCAUACCUCCUUGCUGCGAGAUCUGCAGGGCAUAUGGACGACUUUGCAAUCCUUAACUCUUACCUGCGGUUCUGUGCUAUCCGUACCGACUGGGAAAAGGGAGUGCAGACCCUCAAAAGAACACUGGCAUUCAUGGUCUCGUCAACAGAGCACCAGCUUUUCCGUCUUGAACGACUCAUCGUACUAAUGGUACACAUGUGCGAUGCCUGCGAGCAAUACGACAUGUCCGAGGCUAUCAUCACCUCAGCCAUGAACAGCGGUUUCAACUGGGAAGCAGCCAGCAAGCAACUAGACAUCAAGUCUUCCCACGACCCCUACCACAAGAGAUGGUCAUUGGCAGCGGAGGCCGCACCAAAGGAUAUGCAAGAGAAGCUCGCAUGGGAGAAAGCUUACGCCUUCGUGAACGUCAUGAACGAGCGUCUGAGCGCCUACGAGGGCAAAUCGCCCUCCAAAAAGUGGCAAGACAUGAUAGAGCUCUACUCCCAGCAAGUCUUAAACGCCAUGCUCGCCGGAUCCCCAGCGUCAGCCAACGCCCCUAAAAUUCCCGAGCAAGUCUUCGAAGAUAAGGACCGCCAGAGCCUGCUCCAAGAAAUCAGCAAACAAGUCGAAAAAGCCAAAAAGGAGAACGAGUCCACAGCCGCAGCCCAGGAACAAGAGAUCACCUCCCUGAAGGCCGAAAUCUCACAACUCAAGCAAAUGGUCUUCGACCUCCACCAGACCCGCAAGCAGGAGUCUACCAUACCGUCGCCCCCUCCUUCUCCCCCUCGCUCUACCCACCACCAAGACCACCUCCUCCGUCGAAAACACGAACACAUUGCUCCUGCGCCGGAACUCGAAUCUUCUUUCAACAAAGUCAGCAUUCGAUACAUGAAGUCGUAG